GGCCGGUCUCGCGAGGUUUUGGCGGUGGCGCCGCCUGGAGCAGCGCCGGGGCGAGCGGAGGCCGGAGCCGGGCCUGGGCCCUGCCGGGAGCGGAGCCGCCGGGGGAGCAGCCCGCAGGCCGGUAUUUCUCAGGAGGAAAUUCCAUCCCCUUAGAACCUAGGAGCCCCGCGAAGAUGUCGGAUAGCGAAGACAGCAACUUCUCCGAGGACGAGAGUGAGCGGAGCAGCGAGGCGGAGGAGGUAGAGAACGAGGCAGAGGAGGAGCGUGCCAGCGUCGCGGGCAGCGAGAAGGAGGAGGCUGAGGAGGAGGAAGAGGAGGAGGAAGAAGACUACGAUGAAGAGGAAGAGGAGGACGAUGAUGAUCGGCCGCCAAAGAAGCCCAGACAUGGAGGGUUCAUCUUGGAUGAAGCCGAUGUGGACGAUGAAUACGAAGACGAGGACCAGUGGGAGGACGGCGCGGAGGACAUUCUGGAGAAAGAAGAAAUUGAAGCCUCCAACAUUGAUAAUGUGGUUCUGGACGAGGAUCGCUCUGGGGCCCGGAGGCUGCAGAACCUUUGGAGGGACCAGCGCGAAGAGGAGCUGGGCGAAUAUUACAUGAAGAAAUACGCCAAGUCCUCCGUGGGAGAAACGGUGUACGGCGGCUCUGACGAGCUUUCGGAUGACAUCACGCAGCAGCAGUUACUGCCCGGUGUCAAGGAUCCCAACCUCUGGACUGUGAAGUGUAAGAUAGGAGAGGAACGUGCCACAGCCAUAGCCCUGAUGAGGAAGUUCAUCGCCUACCAGUUCACAGACACGCCCCUGCAGAUCAAGUCUGUGGUGGCCCCCGAGCAUGUGAAGGGCUACAUCUACGUGGAAGCCUACAAGCAGACCCACGUGAAGCAGGCCAUUGAGGGCGUGGGCAACCUGCGGAUGGGCUACUGGAACCAGCAGAUGGUGCCCAUCAAGGAGAUGACAGACGUGCUGAAGGUGGUGAAGGAGGUGACCAACCUGAAGCCCAAGUCCUGGGUCCGGCUCAAGAGAGGCAUUUACAAGGACGACAUUGCUCAGGUGGAUUACGUUGAGCCGAGCCAGAACCAGAUCUCUCUGAAGAUGAUCCCGCGGAUCGAUUUUGACCGGAUCAAAGCUCGCAUGAGCCUGAAGGACUGGUUCGCCAAGCGGAAGAAGUUCAAGAGGCCCCCCCAGCGGCUGUUUGAUGCUGAAAAGAUCCGGUCCUUGGGGGGAGAUGUUGCUUCCGAUGGCGAUUUCCUCAUCUUCGAAGGCAAUCGUUAUAGUCGCAAGGGCUUCCUCUUCAAGAGCUUUGCCAUGUCGGCUGUGAUCACGGAGGGGGUGAAGCCCACCCUGUCUGAGUUGGAGAAGUUUGAGGACCAGCCGGAAGGCAUCGAUCUGGAGGUGGUUACCGAAAGCACAGGGAAGGAACGGGAACACAACUUCCAGCCUGGCGACAACGUGGAGGUGUGUGAGGGGGAGCUAAUCAACCUGCAGGGCAAGAUCCUGAGCGUGGAUGGCAACAAGAUCACCAUCAUGCCGAAGCACGAGGAUCUCAAGGACAUGCUGGAGUUCCCGGCUCAGGAGCUGCGCAAGUACUUCAAGAUGGGAGACCACGUCAAGGUGAUCGCCGGGCGCUUCGAGGGCGACACGGGGCUGAUCGUGCGGGUGGAGGAGAACUUCGUCAUCCUCUUCUCGGACCUCACCAUGCACGAGCUCAAGGUGCUGCCUCGGGACCUGCAGCUCUGCUCCGAGACGGCCUCCGGUGUGGACGUGGGCGGGCAGCACGAGUGGGGUGAGCUGGUUCAGCUGGAUCCCCAGACCGUCGGGGUUAUCGUCCGCCUGGAGCGGGAGACCUUCCAGGUCCUGAACAUGUACGGCAAAGUGGUGACGGUCAGGCAUCAGGCUGUGACGCGGAAGAAGGACAAUCGCUUUGCCGUGGCCCUGGACUCGGAGCAGAACAAUAUCCACGUCAAGGACAUCGUUAAAGUCAUCGACGGGCCGCACUCGGGUCGCGAGGGGGAGAUCAGACACCUCUUCCGCGGCUUUGGAUUCCUGCACUGCAAGAAGCUGGUGGAGAACGGGGGCAUGUUCGUGUGUAAGACUCGCCACUUGGUGCUGGCUGGGGGCUCGAAGCCCCGGGACGUCACCAACUUCACCGUCGGAGGCUUUGCCCCCAUGAGUCCUCGGAUCAGCAGCCCCAUGCACCCCAGCGCGGCAGGUCAGCGAGGUGGCUUCGGGGGCGGGAUGAGCCGAGGCCGCGGGCGCAGGGACAACGACCUGAUUGGGCAGACGGUCCGGAUCUCCCAGGGACCCUACAAAGGCUACAUCGGCGUGGUGAAGGAUGCCACGGAGUCCACGGCCCGCGUGGAACUCCAUUCCACCUGCCAGACCAUCUCAGUGGAUCGCCAGCGCCUCACGACCGUGGGUUCGAGGAGACCUGGCGGCAUGACCUCCGCCUACGGCCGCACCCCCAUGUACGGCUCGCAGACCCCCAUGUACGGCUCCGGCUCCCGCACCCCCAUGUACGGAUCGCAGACCCCGCUGCACGACGGCAGCAGGACCCCGCACUACGGCUCCCAGACGCCGCUGCACGACGGGAGCCGGACGCCUGCGCAGAGCGGGGCUUGGGACCCCAACAACCCCAAUACGCCCUCCAGGGCGGAUGAGGAGUUCGAAUACGGCUUCGAUGAUGAGCCCACGCCCUCUCCGCAAGGCUACGGGGGGACCCCCAACCCCCAGACUCCCGGCUACCCCGACCCGUCGUCUCCGCAGGUCAAUCCGCCGUACAAUCCGCAGACGCCGGGCACCCCAGCCAUGUACAACACCGAUCAGUUUUCUCCGUACGCUGUUCCGUCUCCUCAGGGCUCCUAUCAGCCAAGCCCCAGCCCUCAGAGUUACCACCAGGUGGCGCCUAGCCCCGUCGGCUACCAGAACACCCACUCGCCAGCCAGUUACCACCCGACCCCGUCGCCCAUGGCGUAUCAGGCCAGCCCCAGUCCUAGCCCCGUGGGCUACAGCCCCAUGACGCCGGGGGCUCCUUCUCCAGGGGGUUACAACCCUCACACCCCCGGCUCCGGCAUCGAGCAGAACUCCAGCGACUGGGUCACCACCGACAUCCAGGUCAAAGUUCGAGACACUUAUGUGGACAGCCAGGUGGUGGGGCAGACGGGAGUCAUCCGCAGCGUGACGGGCGGAAUGUGUUCAGUCUACCUGAAGGACAGCGAGAAGGUGGUCAGCAUUUCGAGUGAGCACCUGGAGCCCGUCAUACCGACCAAAAACAAUAAGGUGAAGGUGAUCCUGGGGGAGGACCGGGAGGCGACGGGCGUCCUCUUGAGCAUCGACGGAGAGGAUGGCAUCGUUCGCAUGGACUUGGAGGAGCAGCUCAAGAUCCUCAACUUGCGGUUCCUGGGCAAGCUGCUGGAGCCUUAGGGCCGGGGCCUUUUUAGCAGUUGACCAGAGACUGGUUCAACGUGUCCUUGUACAGAGUUCGGGGGGUGGGAGGGGGGGUUGCUGCUUUUUUUUUUCCCUCCAGAACAGCUGGUGGUUGUUUGGGGAGUUUUGUUUUUAUUUGUAAUGCUGCCGUUAUGUCUCAUGAGUAAAUUGGGACUGGAGUAGGAAAAACUGUGUGCGCGCACGUGUGGGGAGGGCAGGGGUAGGUCCCGUAGCACUAAACGCGCUUCAUCUCCUUCCUCUUGAAAAAGGAAACCACUUGCUGUGCCUGCGUUUCAAUAAAAUCCAUCUGUCCCGUG
Messenger RNA from Terrapene triunguis (Three-toed box turtle), 3736 nucleotides. It is a transcript of the gene SUPT5H, whose product is annotated as SPT5 homolog, DSIF elongation factor subunit. The record is from RefSeq and is a predicted model, not a curated record. The transcript has 30 exons. The coding region runs from base 174 to 3416 and encodes 1080 amino acids. Gene Ontology annotation, biological process: regulation of transcription by RNA polymerase II; regulation of DNA-templated transcription elongation; transcription elongation by RNA polymerase II. Gene Ontology annotation, cellular component: DSIF complex. Gene Ontology annotation, molecular function: protein binding; mRNA binding. NCBI's taxonomy places the organism in Eukaryota, Metazoa, Chordata, Testudines, Emydidae.